UCGUCGUCGCGGCGGCACCGGUGGGAGCGGGGCGCGGGGCUCCGAGUGCAGCGGGCGGGCGGGCGGGCGGACGGCGGCGUCUCGCGCCUGCGGCGGCGGAGCAGCGCACGUUGUCGGUUGGCUGCGAGUCCGCCGAGCCGGCCCGCGGCUUCUCAGCCUCUCUUUGGUCCGUCGGAGCCCCCGAGCCGGGACCGCUCUGCCGGCGUCACCAUGACCAAGGCCGGGAGCAAGGGCGGGAACCUCCGCGACAAGCUGGACGGCAACGAGCUCGACCUGAGCCUCAGCGACCUGAACGAGGUCCCGGUCAAGGAACUGGCUGCCCUCCCAAAGGCCACCAUUCUGGAUCUGUCCUGCAAUAAACUGACAAGUCUACCGGCGGAAUUUUGUGGCCUCACACACCUGGUGAAGCUGGACCUGAGUAAGAAUAAACUGCAGCAACUGCCGGCAGACUUUGGCCGUCUGGUCAACCUCCAGCACCUGGAUCUCCUCAACAACAGGCUGGUGACCCUGCCUGUCAGCUUCGCUCAGCUCAAGAGCCUGAAGUGGCUGGACCUAAAGGAUAACCCCCUGGACCCUGCCCUGGCCAAAGUGGCUGGGGAUUGCCUGGAUGAGAAGCAGUGUAAGCAGUGUGCUAACAAGGUGUUACAGCACAUGAAGGCUGUGCAGGCAGACCAGGAGCGAGAGAGGCAGCGGCGGCUGGAAGUAGAACGAGAGGCGGAGAAGAAGCGGGAGGCCAAGCAGCGAGCUAAGGAGGCCCAGGAGCGAGAGCUGCGGAAGCGGGAGAAGGCAGAGGAGAAGGAGCGCCGAAGAAAGGAGUACGACGCCCUCAAAGCAGCCAAGCGGGAGCAGGAGAAGAAGCCCAAGAAGGAGACGAAUCAGGCCCCAAAAUCCAAGUCUGGCUCUCGCCCCCGCAAGCCACCACCCCGGAGACAUACCAGGUCCUGGGCUGUGCUGAAGCUGCUGCUGUUGCUGCUGCUGUGUGUGGCUGGCGGGCUGGUGGCCUGUCGGGUGACGGAGCUGCGGCAGCAGCCUCUCUGCACCAGCGUGAAUGCCGUCUACGACAAUGCAGUCCGGGCGCUGCGCGGCCACGACAUCCUGCAGUGGGUACUGCAGACCGAUUCCCAGCAGUGAGCUCGUCCUCCACACCUGCUGCCUCCCAGCCUUGGAGCUUGGAUUCCUAUGGAAUUGGGUUCUGCUGGACACAACCUCUUUUUAGCGUCAGACCUACCUGCCAUCAUCAAAUGGCUGCCGAUUGGUACUUGAGAUCUCCUCUUUGUAGGACUUCUCUGUUCCGUAGUCAGGGUUCCCUGGUGGAAUAAGGAGAAGGGGAAGGUGGGGACAGUCACCUGCAUGCCUAAAGGAACAGGCUUGUGGUAGGCAGAGGAAAAAAAACAGUCUUUUCUAGUUAUACAAAGCUGUGUAAAGGCAAGGCUUGUUUCUACUAAACGGUCAGGUCAGCUGUCACUACAUUUAUACUUUUGUAUGUCACAAACCCUUUCUUUCAUUCCUCCCUGCAUAGCCAGGGCAGAUCAGGAGGCAGUGUGAUAUUGGGGACUAAGGGAACAAACACCAUACUCAGCAAAUCUAGCCUAAAUUGGGGGGUUGGGGGGUAUACCUAUUUUUUCUUAAGGACCUCAGACAUUUUAAUGACCAUAUAAAAUCUCAGGCCGUGAAAGGGACUUCAGGUCCAUCCAGUCCAAUAGAACACGUGCAGACAAGGAGACGGAGGCCUCCCAUGACUUGCCUACGAUCUCCCAGCUAGUUUGAAGUAAAACUCCAGUAGCCUCUCUUCCCAUCAUUUUGCUUUCUUAAUAAUGUCUGGAGAGAACAGAACUCACACCGGAAUGGAGUGUCUCUCAGCUGGAGUGUAGACUCUGAUGGUAGGCAGCUUUGUGUCCCACAAAUAGAAUUCUCCCAGCUGUGAGGGUCUUGGGCAGCUCCUGUAGAGUCCUGCCUCGGCUCAUGUGGCUCUCACAAAAUGGUCCGGGCUCCUUGCCUCACUUUUAGAGCAUUAACUCCCCGCUUGCCAGUAAACAAGGAGGUGGACCAUCAAAGCCAUAUUGUCUGUGACAGCUGUGGGUAGCUGGUGUGACAGAGGAAACCUGAAAACUCAACUUUCAGAGCUGGAGGUUUAGAAUUGUUUAGGUCUAGACCUAUAACCAGCUCCACAAUGAAGGGAAAUAGCACCAUGGAGCUUAAAAGUGGUGCGUUUACGAACGACUAGCACAGACAGGCAGGACUCUCCAUCCUCUUGUCUGCCAGACUAAGCCUUUUCUUGCUCUGUGGCCUCCUUGGCCUUUUUUUUCACAAAAGCCAGAUGAAGGAAUGAGAAAUGGUCGUCAUGGUGCUUAAUCACUGAAAACUCCCAACUGCAAGCUUCUUGUCCCUCCCUCAGGAGAGCAAAAGCUUGUAAUGAAUCGCCAGGGAGCGGGGUUUGACUGAGCCUUAGUGGCUCAUCUGGAGAGGACAGCCCCUAGUGACUGUCCCCAUCCCGGGAGUGACUUAUUUCUCUCCCCCCCCCACCCCCCUCCCCUGGCAGCUCUGCUGCAAGGCCCACACCUUACUCAGAAUCACUACACAUUCCUCAGUCUUCCUUCAAGCUCCAGAGCCAGUGGUACAAAUGCUUUAUUGAAACUACAUAGUGCGUAAAAUGAGAGAAAGAGGGCAGGGAAGUUAGCAUAGGGAGGAGACCCCUGCACAGGGGCCAGCUGAGGUGGCCUCAGUGGGUGAGAGGAAGGCAGGGCAUGCUCAGCCCCAGCCAGCCAGCCUGCUGAGGGAAGUUCACUUGUGAUCUCAAGAUUUGAAGCUGAGGUUCUUCUGGAUUUCUACAAUCAUUAAAUACGUGUCUGAGUGGUU
This is a messenger RNA of Nyctereutes procyonoides (raccoon dog), 2856 nucleotides long. RefSeq names its product leucine rich repeat containing 59 (gene LRRC59). Lineage: Eukaryota; Metazoa; Chordata; Mammalia; Carnivora; Canidae. Bases 211 to 1131 code for a protein of 306 amino acids. The record is from RefSeq and is a predicted model, not a curated record. Gene Ontology annotation, molecular function: protein binding. The transcript has 7 exons.